Messenger RNA from Triplophysa rosa, 1808 nucleotides. RefSeq names its product alpha-1B-glycoprotein-like. The coding region runs from base 150 to 1418 and encodes 422 amino acids. The transcript has 10 exons. Lineage: Eukaryota; Metazoa; Chordata; Actinopteri; Cypriniformes; Nemacheilidae. The record is from RefSeq and is a predicted model, not a curated record.
UAGGUUGCUGCUCUUGUGCGUGGUUAAGGAAGUUUGCGCAAGUGAAUGGGAACAGAGCCACAACCAGUGCUGAUUUUAUAUAGAGACCCGUUUACACAAAUAUACACACACAACUGUGAGCGUUUGGAAUAUCUGAGGUCAGCAGAAGAAUGUCAUCUCGCAGGUUUCUCCUCGCAGUUUUCAUCAUUCUCGGGCAGGAUUUCUGCGACGCUAAACAGCCAUCCGUCCCAGAAGCGCCGACCCUGACAUCAUCACUGAAGGGUUCAUCGGUGGAGCUGUUGUGUCAGGCUCCUCAGGGCUCUGGAGGUGUUGAAUUUAAACUCUUCAGAGUACGCCAGGAGAUUGAUACUAAAAAAUACUCCAGUAAACAGCGAGAGGCGCUUUUUGUGCUCAAGGGAGAAGAUGCAAAGAAAGAGAAUCUGUACUGUUGUCAGUAUGAUAGCAGCAUGUACAGUUCUUAUAUCAGUCCAGAGCUGAAAUCCAUACUUGUAAGCCCCCCUUCACCCCCUGAGCUGAUGGUGCACCCCUCCAACGACUACAUUGUGACUGGUCAGACACUUACAUUCACCUGUCAGACCCCAACUGCUUCUCUAAAUCGGCACCCUGACGCUUUCUUCUUGAUCCGGAUAUCCAGAGGAACCCUGAGCUCCAAGCUCGCGCCACCCAAACUGGUGUCUCGCUCUCAACAGCCUUCCUUCAGUGUGAAAGCAAUGGGACGAGGAGACAGCUGGGAGUACGCCUGUCUAUACCAGCUCACGUUGCCAAAGACGGGACGGGUGAAUUCUACAGCCAGUCGGCCAGUCCACAUUACUGUCAUAGAUCUUCCCGUUCCCACUCUGUCUUUAACCCAACACGUCCUGGAGUGUGUGGGUUCGGCCUCAUAUCCACAAGCUUCAUUCUCUUUAUUCCGUCUGGGUUCCACGUCACCCGAGGCCACCCGGCAGUUUUCCUUGACCCAACACCGUGCACAAUUUCCCAUAAGCAACCGCUAUGAUCACGACACACUGUAUCAGUGUCAGUACACCGUACAGCUGGGUAACUCCCACCUGCACUCCAAAAUGAGCAACACGGUAAAUCUCCCAUGCAAUAAAGGACACUGCACAUCACCCCCCUCAGGAAACACAGGAAGUGCAGAUCUGGCUCUGAUCAUUGGCUCUGUUUCUGCUGGUGUGCUCUUCCUCAUGGUGGUGGCGCUCUUGAGUUUUGCCAUACACAGACGCCUCAAAACACUGGCAGAGAAAAGAAGAAAAAGAGAGCAAGAACAUUUCUGGCAGAAGCUUCACUCCAGAGAUCAUGUUGUUGAUCUGCCACUGCAAAGUGUUGACUGCGAAUUUCAAGACUUCAGAAGGAAACCCUCGGUGUCAGAGCCCAUCUACGACAUCCCCAUGUCAACCUUUACUAAACCACCACUUUACUGAGAAUCUGUGGAUGUACGUGUUUAUACGUCGCUGUUUAUUUAAAAGCUGUGUUUUGUAUAUUUAUAAAAGAAUGAUCGAGUCCAUGUCUGCUGUGGGUUUGGAUCUGAAUUUCUCUGGAGCGUCAGCAGGUGGCUCUGAUAUAGUGAGGCAUGUUUCAGGAAAGCGCCGGUGGUCAAAUCUUUGCAAAUCAUUUCAUAGAAUCACCUGAAAGGCGGUAAAGAAAGUGUGCGUGUACCAGCAAGAGACUCAAACUUCUUUCAGUUCCUCUGAACUAAAAUAAAAGUAAACCAAUUCCAGCCCAACACUCUUACAUUAAGAAUAUCAAACGAAUGACUCUUAAUACGUUUUUUUGGUUCACACCCAUCUGUAUCUUACAGCCUUUCAUUUCUG